This is a messenger RNA of Rattus norvegicus (Norway rat), 2676 nucleotides long. It is a transcript of the gene Ptchd1, whose product is annotated as patched domain containing 1. The record is from RefSeq and is marked provisional. Gene Ontology annotation, molecular function: transcription coactivator activity. Gene Ontology annotation, cellular component: dendritic spine; plasma membrane; synapse. Bases 10 to 2676 code for a protein of 888 amino acids. Lineage: Eukaryota; Metazoa; Chordata; Mammalia; Rodentia; Muridae. Gene Ontology annotation, biological process: smoothened signaling pathway; cognition; social behavior. The transcript is spliced from 3 exons.
UGCUCUAGGAUGCUGCGGCAGGUUCUGCACAGGGGCUUGAGGACGUGUUUCUCCCGGCUUGGCCACUUCAUUGCCAGUCACCCGGUCUUCUUCGCUUCGGCGCCGGUGCUCAUCUCCAUCCUGCUCGGCGCCAGCUUCAGCCGCUACCAGGUGGAAGAGAGCGUGGAGCACCUGCUGGCGCCCCAGCACAGCCUAGCCAAGAUCGAGCGCAACCUAGUCAACAGCCUAUUCCCGGUCAACCGCUCCAAGCACCGGCUCUACUCGGACCUGCAGACCCCUGGGCGCUACGGCCGGGUCAUUGUCACCUCCUACCAGAAAGCCAACAUGCUAGACCAGCAUCACACGGACCUGAUCUUAAAGUUGCACACUGCUGUAACCAAGAUCCAGGUUCCAAGGCCUGGCUUUAACUAUACAUUUGCCCACAUAUGUGUCCUGAAUAAUGAUAAGACUUGCAUUGUGGAUGACAUAGUACACGUCCUGGAAGAGCUAAAGAAUGCUCGGGCCACCAAUCGGACCAAUUUUGCUAUCACAUAUCCGAUCACUCACUUAAAGGAUGGAAGGGCUGUCUAUAAUGGGCACCAACUUGGAGGUGUCACUGUGCACAGCAAGGAUCGGGUGAAAUCUGCGGAGGCCAUUCAGCUCACCUACUAUCUGCAAUCAAUCAACAGUCUCAAUGACAUGGUAGCUGAGAGGUGGGAGUCCAGCUUCUGCGACACUGUCAAAUUAUUCCAGAAAUCCAACAGCAAAGUCAAAAUAUACCCGUACACAUCCUCAUCACUGAGGGAAGAUUUCCAGAAGACCAGCCGUGUGUCAGAACGUUACCUGGUCACCAGUCUGAUCCUUGUAGUCACCAUGGCCAUUCUGUGCUGCUCUAUGCAGGACUGUGUCCGCAGCAAACCCUGGUUAGGCCUACUUGGGUUGGUGACCAUAAGCCUAGCCACUCUCACUGCAGCUGGAAUCAUCAAUCUUACUGGUGGAAAAUACAAUUCCACCUUCCUGGGAGUCCCUUUCGUCAUGCUAGGUCAUGGAUUAUACGGGACUUUUGAAAUGUUAUCCUCGUGGAGAAAAACUAGAGAGGACCAACAUGUUAAAGAGCGAACUGCAGAAGUCUAUGCAGACUCCAUGCUCUCCUUCUCUCUCACCACUGCCAUGUACUUGGUCACCUUUGGCAUAGGGGCCAGCCCUUUCACGAACAUUGAGGCAGCCAGGAUUUUCUGCUGCAAUUCCUGUAUUGCAAUCCUCUUCAACUACCUCUAUGUACUCUCAUUUUACGGUUCCAGCCUUGUGUUCACUGGCUACAUAGAAAACAAUUACCAGCAUAGUAUAUUCUGUAGAAAAGUUCCAAAGCCUGAGGUAUUACAGGAGAAGCCAGCAUGGUAUAGGUUUCUUCUGACAGCUAGAUUCAGUGAGGACACAGCUGAAGGUGAGGAAGCAAACACUUAUGAGAGUCAUUUAUUGGUAUGUUUCCUCAAACGUUAUUACUGUGACUGGAUAACCAACACCUAUGUCAAGCCUUUUGUAGUCCUCUUUUACCUUAUUUAUAUUUCCUUUGCCUUAAUGGGCUAUCUGCAGGUCAGUGAAGGGUCAGACCUUAGUAACAUCGUAGCAACUGCAACACAAACCAUUGAGUACACUACUGCCCACCAAAAGUACUUUAACAACUACAGUCCUGUUAUUGGGUUUUACAUAUAUGAGUCCAUAGAAUAUUGGAACUCUAGUGUCCAAGAAGAUGUUCUAGAGUACACUAAGGGUUUUGUGCGGAUAUCCUGGUUUGAAAGCUAUUUAAAUUAUCUUCGGAAACUCAAUGUGUCCACUGACUUGCCUAAGAAAAAUUUCACAGACAUGUUGAGAAAUUCCUUCCUGAAAGCUCCUCAAUUUUCACAUUUUCAAGAGGACAUCAUCUUCUCUAAAAAAUACAAUGAUGAGGUUGACGUAGUGGCCUCUAGAAUGUUUUUGGUGGCCAAGACUAUGGAAACAAACAGAGAAGAACUUUAUGAUCUCUUGGAGACCCUGAGGAGGCUUUCAGUCACCUCCAAGGUGAAGUUCAUUGUCUUUAAUCCGUCUUUUGUGUACAUGGAUCGAUAUGCCUCCUCUCUGGGAGCCCCCCUGCACAACUCCUGCAUCAGUGCUUUGUUCCUGCUCUUCUUCUCGGCAUUCCUGGUAGCAGAUUCGCUGAUUAAUGUCUGGAUCACUCUAACGGUUGUGUCUGUGGAGUUUGGAGUGAUAGGCUUCAUGACAUUAUGGAAGGUCGAACUGGAUUGUAUUUCUGUGCUAUGCUUAAUUUAUGGAAUUAACUACACAAUUGAUAACUGUGCUCCACUGUUAUCCACAUUUGUCCUAGGCAAGGAUUUUACAAGAACUAAAUGGGUAAAAAAUGCCCUGGAAGUGCAUGGGGUAGCUAUUUUACAGAGUUACCUCUGUUAUAUUGUUGGUCUAUUUCCUCUCGCAGCUGUGCCUUCAAAUCUGACCUGUACACUGUUCAGGUGCUUGUUUUUAAUAGCAUUUGUCACCUUCUUUCACUGCUUUGCCAUUUUACCUGUGAUACUGACUUUCCUGCCACCCUCUAAGAAAAAAAGGAAAGAGAAGAAAAAUCCUGAAAACCGGGAGGAAAUUGAGUGUGUAGAAAUGUUGGAUAUUGACAGUACUCGAGUGGUUGACCAAAUUACCACAGUGUGA